Molecule: messenger RNA, 7055 nt
Organism: Saccostrea cuccullata (small rock oyster)
Lineage: Eukaryota; Metazoa; Mollusca; Bivalvia; Ostreida; Ostreidae
Exons: 16
Coding region: 887-4534 (1215 amino acids)
Biological process (GO): negative regulation of translation; protein polyubiquitination; proteasome-mediated ubiquitin-dependent protein catabolic process
Molecular function (GO): ubiquitin protein ligase activity; translation repressor activity
Source: RefSeq, a predicted model, not a curated record
UCAAAGUCACUGUUGAAAAUAUAUGAUAUAAACAACAUCACACCACUGUUUAUGCCUCCGGGCUUGGGCCGAUACCAACCGCUCGGGCUAAUACCAGGGCCGAGAUCAAAACAGCAGUGUGAUAUUCUAUAUAACCUUACCAACUUUAUGGAUUCUACACAUGUAAUGUACAACGUGUGAGAGGAUUGCAAGGAUAACGAUCCAUUAUACAGGUCUCCCAGGAUGUGCUGUUUAACUAUGUAAAGCUAAAGAGGCUGAAGAAAUCACCGUUUUGACAGGUCUCCCAGGAUGUGCUGUCUACCUAUGUAAAGAUAAUGAAGAGGAAGAAAUCACCAAUUUAACAGGUCUCCCACACUGACAGCUUCUACAGGAUGAAGAUUAGCUCCUCCAUUAAUUUACCAGUAUUGCAUGAUCACCGUGUCUACCAAGAACUUUAACAGUGAACUGCAUUAGUUGGCAAUUCUUAAUUUGUUUGUGUUAAUUUUGACAGCUUCUAUAGGAUGUAAUGUACAACGUGUGAAAAGAUUACCAGGAUAAUUAUCAUUAUACAGGUCUCCCAGGAUGUGCUGUUUAACUAUGUAAAGCUAAAGAAGAGGAAGAAAUCACCAUUUUGACAGGUCUCCCAGGAUGUGCUGUGUUACUAUGUAAAGCUAAAGAAGAGGAAGAAAUCACCAUUUUAACAGGUCUCCCAGGAUGUGCUGUUUAACUAUGUAAAGCUAAAGAAGAGGAAGAAAUCACCAUUUUGACAGACAGGUUUAAUUGAGAACACUUGGAGGCUGCUAUGAAUGGAGACAAAUUAUUGAGAAGCCAGUGUCCAGAGAGAUCUCCCUGACUGAAACCAACACAGCAUUAUAAAGUCACAGGAAAAAGAAGUCAGGUGUCAGGGAUGUAUACAGCAGUAUUACAGAAAUCUGUCACAGUGUCUGGAGUUAGUGGGUGUAAACACAUUACCCACGUGACAUCAGACCGGGUCUGGAUCUGUGAUAAAGAAGGCAAUCUCAUCUUAACAAACACGACAGGAGACACACUAGAUAAAGUGACAGGUUUAUAUCUAUAUGGUGGUGGAGUACAUACUGUGACUCAAAAUGGUGAUGUGAUUUAUAUAGACAGUCACCUUAACAUCAUAAGACGAUCUAAAGAUAAAGUAAAGACCACAGUGAUACCAUACAACACAUCACCAUGGAGACCACUGUGUGUCUACAGCUCCCCCUCCACUGGAGACCUGCUGGUCGGGAUGUAUAAAACUGAUACAGUGACAGGCCGGGUAAACCGUUACUCUAAGACAGGACGACACAUACAGACCAUACAGCACGACAACACAGGUCAGGAACUGUAUGAAUAUCCUCUCUACAUCACAGAGAACCGCAAUGGAGAUGUUAUUGUGUCUGACUAUUGGCGUGGUGUAGUGGUGACAGACAGUAGAGGAAGACAUCGCUUCUCCUACACAGGUCCUCCAUCAGGAUCAGGACUACGACCACGUGGAAUCUGUACUGACGCGCUGUCACACAUCCUGCUGUGUGAUUAUAACACCCACACAGUACAUAUCAUUGAUAAAGACGGUAACUACCUGACAGAGAUAGUUACAGUACAAUACGGGAUAGACAGACCAUACAGCCUGAGUUAUGAUGACAACACCCGGUCUGUCUGGGUAGGAUCAUACCGCCACAACACAGUGAACAUCUACAGACUUAUCUAUGGAGAGGAUAAUCUGACUGAUGCAAGCAGUGAUAUAAAUAAAGUGGAAGAGUUGAAGAAGUUUCUUGGGAAGGAGAAGACAACUGUUUCUCAUGCCAGAGGAAUAAUUGUUGGAUGUGCUGAGGCUGGAAAAACAACGCUACUGAAGCGAUUAAGAGGGCAAAGUCAAAAUGUCAGCAAAGCUCCAAAGUCAUCCAGGGGACUAACAACACUGCUGAAGCGAUUAAGAGGGAAACAUCAAAAUGUCAGUGAAGUUACAGAGUCCACCAGGGGACUGGAAGUCCAUCAACAUCUCUUUAUUGUUAGAGAUGGAGUUUUAGAGGUGGCCGAUGAUGACUCACCAUUCAAGGCAUUUAUCAGAAUAAAUGCUGCAGAUUUGAAACCAGACCCAAGCAGUAGUGCUGUUGCCAGCUCUGAUGCAAAUGAAAAAGAAAAUUUGGAAGUAGGAAGUACUGAUAAAAGCACUGAAGUAGUUUAUAGCCGAGAGGAAAAGAAAGAAGAGAAUGUGGAAAUGUCUAGUUCACCCACGGAGGGCACAGAAGAAGAAAGUACUGUAGAGGUAAUGGCCAGUCUUAUCUCCUCAGAAGUUCCAGCUAUGGUGAAAGAGGAAAUUUUUCAGAAAAUCUUGUCUGAUAAAGAAAAAUUCCCAACUGUAAGCAUGCUGGAUUUUGCUGGCCAGUUAGCGUAUUAUGCCUGUCACCAAAUUUACGUAACACCAAAGGCCUUCUUUAUCCUUGUGUUGGACAUGACUAAGAGGUUUGAGGAUGUUGUCAGUAAAGAGAAAGAUAACCAAGAAGGAUCAAUCUUCUCAGUGUGGACAUACAAAGACUACUUGAAGUUUUGGAUAACCUCAAUCAAGACAUUUGGAGGCAAAAAGGCACCACUGUUUCUUGUUGUCACACACACAGAGAAAAAAUCUGAAGAUGAAAUAGAGAAGUAUUUUAGGGAGUUUUGGAAAGCUGUACCAGAGGAGGACAGAGAUUGGUUAAGUGAGUCUCUGAAAGAUCGGGAAUAUGCAGUAGGUCUGAGGACACUGAAUGAUAAUACCAAGGAAAUACUAGAGUUAAUGAAAAAGUCCAUAGUGGAACUAUUCACAGAUGAGAACACUACAAAGGUUGAAUUACCUUCUUCGUGGGCUCUAAUGGAGCAGUUAUUGUAUGACGGAGGCUGGAAGGUUUUGUCCCUGAGUGAAAUCUGGAAGCUCAACUCAUCUCUUCCUUAUGAAUACCAAAUCAAAGGUGAUGAAGAAAUGACCAAAUUUUUAAAAUGUUUCCAUGACAGUGGCCUUCUUCUGAAUUUUGAAGAAGUGGAAUUGAAGGAACAUGUUAUCCUAGACAUUCAGUGGUUUGCUAAUGCUUUCAGCAAGAUAAUUGCUGAUGAAAACCACAUCAAUAAAGAUUGUCAAAGGAAAUUAAUUAGAGAAUGGAAAUCCUUUAACAAAACGGGGGAACUCAAAGAUAAAGUCAUAGAUGCUUUGUGGAAAGAUGAACCUUUAUACUUGACACAUAAAAGUGAAAUUAUGCCGUACAUGGAGAAACUUCAAAUGCUGGUACAUUUGAAUGUAGAUGAAGCUGUAUCAGAAGAUGGCAUGUCAUGGUAUGUCCCAUGUAUGAACAAAAAGCAGUUCAAAGCUGACUUCUGUGAAGAUAAAUGGGAAAGCUCAUCCAUUUUGUGCUAUCGAUUCUUUUCCUUUGCCAUGUUUGUGUUCUACAGACUGGUGGCAUACUGCAUAAGUUCUCUAAGAUGGAGUGUUGCAAAAGAUGAAGAUAAUGAAGGAUGUCCUUGUCUUUAUCAAACGGCGGCAGUGUUUGAUCACAAUGAACACACUGUUGUUGUUGGCAUAUGCAAUGACGAUAUUCAACUGCAAGUGCUUAGAAUCAAAACAUUGACCGUAGACAAAGAAGUAUCAAAUGGAAUUGGGGACUCCAUUGAAAAAGCCAUAGAAAAGUUGACAGAGACAUUUAUUGACACAAAAAUAUUUCACAGAGGAUACAAAUGUCAAAAUAUUAUUUGUAAUGAGAAGGAUCUAUCUUUCACCCUUGCAAGUGAGCUCUCUAAGAUCAAGGCAGAAGAAACGCAGUGCAAGUGUCAACUUCAGGAGAAACAUACGAUAAAUGUACAGUUGACAGUGGGUUUUUGGGAAAAGGUAAAUGUAAGUGUUCCUAAAACUCCAGUAGCCUCCGGUGGACAUGAUCUCGAGGGACGAUCGAGAUUUGCAAAACUUGGAAUGGCAACAAACGAUGUGUUAAAUCAGGCAUACAGAGAUAUACUAGAGAUGGAAGUGCCUCCCUCCGAUAUCGAGAACAAAGCUAAAGCAUCACUAGCUUACAAAAGAUUGCGCCCAGAGCAAGAACAUCUCUUGCUAGAUGCUAAGCAUUCAGGAUAUAAGAACUUUGACAUUUCUUUAACAUACACAUUAAUCAGAAACAUUUGUUCGAAGAUCCCUAAGCCAACAAAAGGAAAAUGGGGAGAAAACAACAUGCCUGCAGCAGGAGAGGUGACAGUGGGUGACGAUAUCGAGAGAAUUAGGUUAAUCCGAAAUAGUUUGACUGCACAUGUGAGUUCAGCCUCCACCCCUCAGACAGAAUUUGAUGACACCUGGACAACGAUGUCUGAUAUUUGCCAAAGAUUGGAAACCUUCACUGGAAAGAAGUACUCAGAUAACCUGAAUAGCAUUCAUAAGCUGACUUUAAAAGAUGAAGCUGCUAUUUCAGCUAUUAUAGAAAAAGUUAACAAGGAACAACAUGAUAUGUUGAAGAAAGUCAUGUCAAAUGUGCAAAAAUUAAUGUCAGAUAUGCGAGAAGUUAAGUCAGAUGUUAAAAAAUUCAAGCAAAAUUAAUGCCAACAGGCAGUGCUGUCGAAAUCAAAUUUUUUGUAUGCAUCGAACAUAUGUACAGUUAAUGUCAGAUGUACAAGAAGUAUGUCAAAAAUUUAAAGCAAAAUUGAUGCAGACAGGGGGUGCUGCCCAUUGCCCAAAUCAAUUUUUUAUGCAUUGAACAUAUUUAGAGUGACUUUAAUUGAAAACCAGCCUCUACUAAUUGUGGAGUAAUAUAAAUAUCAUGAUUUUUUUCAUGCAAAAUCAAAGAUUUAGGAAACAGCAGAGACUUUGUUAAAGGAGGUGGGCGAGUAGUAGUGCAGUUAUUCCACAAAUACACCAAUACAACAAAUGUAUAAUGAUUUUUUUAUUCUUCACCCACCAAUCAGUAUUCAAUAUAUGUGUCUUUUAUCCUUUUUUGGAUUUCUGUUCUGUGUAAAGAACUUCAAUAGUUACUUUUUUAUGGAUAUCCUUUAGAAUCAUGUACUACGGUAUUUGUAGGAUUACGUAGAUUUAAUUCCCUUCUGACUAUAAAUGAUGCAGUUGGAUGGCUCCCAUUUAGAGAAUUGAUGAUUAAAUAUGUUCUGGAUGGGGAAUUGUUUGGUAAUGAUAGAAAAAGGAAGACUUACCAAAAAGCAUUCCACUGGGAUUACAAUAUCAUAGAACAUGGUGCUGAAAACAUUGAAAACGAAAAUUAUGAAAAGCUGAACAUUUUAUGUGCUUUUAUCCAGCAAUUUCUACAUAUUAAAGAAACUGAAAGGAAGCUGUGCAAAUAUACCUACAACAUAUGCAGAGAAGGAUAAUCAAAAUUAAGAAGAGAUAUAACAUUUAUAACGAAACAUGAGAUAUAACAUUUAUAAAGAAACAUGAGAUAUAACAUUUAUAACGAAACAUGAAUUCGGCCUUGACCUCUGAGACAGAAUUCAAUGACGUCAGGUCAAUGAUGUUGGCUAUCUGCCAAAGAUAAGAAAUCUUCACUGGAAAGAAGUACUUAUAUAACCUUUACGAUAUUAAAUUACUAACAUUGAGAAAGGAAGCUGGGGAUAUUAUUAUAUAAAUAUUGCAUGUUGUUGAGUGCAACAUUGAAAGAAUUUCACCCCAAGAAAGCCAUUGUCAACCGAGGUUGGUAAUUAUUUUUUGGAAUGAAAUUUUUCAACGUUACACUUAACUAAAUGUAAUACUGUACAGGGUUAUUUUCGCCCUUUUGCACUUGCGAACUAUUUUGCCCCGUUUUAUAUUCGCCCAGUCAUAGUUCUGUUUAAGGAAUUAUGCUGUGUAAUUUCGAUUCGCCCCGUUUUAAAUUCGCCCAAUCAGGAAGAGGGCAAAAGGGGCGAAAAUUUUCCUCGUACAGUAUUUAUUAUAUUAUGCUGAAUGUUUCAUACAAAAUAACAAUGAACCUAAAUUCUGUGAUAUCCAUAUUUUUAUGGAAUAUGACUCGUAGUUAAGCAUUGAACAUUACUGUUUCUGCACUGGAGAGCAUGGCUUCAUCAUUCAACGGGUAUUAGUGUUUUUCUAACAAAUGAAAAGCGUCCAAUCAGAAUCAACUCUUUUACAUGAAUGUAUAAUGUUAUAAAAAUGUUAAAAUGCAAGAAAUUUUUAGACAAUCCAAUCAGAUGUCAAAGAAAUAGAAACAAUGAUCAACCGUAAUAAAGGAGCUACAGAUUAGGAGCUCGUUGAUUAUUGUGUAGAAUAUUAAAGAAUUGCUUGUUUUACUUAAAUUAUAAGAAUGGAAAGUGCUGGAGAGUUUUAUGUAUCCUACUACUUGUACAUAAUUUAGAGUGCCUGAAUAGUUUAAACUUGUAUGCAAGUGUCGAAAGAGAAUAGAAUAUUCUUAUUCACGACUGCAAUUUUUUAAAAACUAAGAUUUGCGAUCCUAUUUAGUUGCUUGUGGUAAUAUGUUAACUUUAAUUUGCUUAUGGAUUGUACCCUUAAAAUCCAGUGGGAUAAAAAAAAUUAACAAAAUGUUACAUGUUUAUAUGAAUAUACACGUAUUGUAUGUUAUUAGUACACAGAUUUGCGAUCCUAAUUUGUUGCUUGUGAUAUGUUUAUUUUACUUAAUAUGUGUUACUUUUAUCCAACAUACAUCAUUAAUUUACAGAAUGUUUAAUGAUAAUCAAUAUAUUUACAAAUGUUCACACAUGACAUGCUUCUACUGAGCAGCUUGGUACAUAACAUUUCUGGAGCUCUUAGAAUUGUAUUUUUGAAAACGACGGUGAAUGAUGGACAAGGUCUGUUGAUGUAUCUGUAUGGGAAUCAACAAUCAUAUGAAUACUGAAUAUUUUUUUUUACAUCUGUAAGACGAAUUUUGUUAACUUAUAGUAACUACCAUAGUCAAAUGAUUUAAUCAGUAUUGAUUAUCUUUCUACCUGUUUCGAAGAAUUAUUGGAACUAAUAAGAAAGUCAUCAAUCAAUAUUUUUCUACCUGUGUUAGAAGAAAUCUUGGGAUGUAUGGCAAUAAUAAUGUCACUAUAGGUGUCCUUAUAUUUAUGAAUUAUUAUUUUUUUAAUUCAGACGAUAUGUAUUAAAGCGGCAAUACGGCUGCAAA